Molecule: messenger RNA, 3145 nt
Organism: Nerophis lumbriciformis (worm pipefish)
Lineage: Eukaryota; Metazoa; Chordata; Actinopteri; Syngnathiformes; Syngnathidae
Gene: traf3ip2a
Product: TRAF3 interacting protein 2a
Biological process (GO): humoral immune response; positive regulation of canonical NF-kappaB signal transduction
Source: RefSeq, a predicted model, not a curated record
CUUCGACAAUAAAAGUGUGUUUUUAUUCCUUCUGCGUAUCCAAACUUGUCCAAUUCUACAGGUGUGCAGAGUCUACAGGUGUGUCCAGGUAAGCAGGCACAUAUUCCAAGUGGCAUGAUGGACACUUCUAAAGGUGCUUCUCUGGACCUGCGGCCUGGUCAGAGUGUUCCCGUGGAGACGGAUGAGAGCAUGCACUCCCAGCCGUGUGGCGAAGGAGCGAGCUUUGAGGAGCAGUGGAUGCAACGGGACAUGCUCCUUCAGCGUUACUUAAACACGAGUGACAUUGCAGCCAACUCUGGACUUUACUCACUUCCAAGAACUAGUUGGCCUGCUUUUGCCCGCCCUGAAAAGCAGCCCGAAGAUGAGUCCGAGGGCUUGGAGCCACCUCUCCCGCUCGUGUCCGACGCCAACGCCUACUGUACCCCGCAUCUUCUUGGUGUCGGUCCACGCUGUCCGCGGCCGUGCAUGUGUCACCACCCGACCUGCCUGCAACACCCGCAUGCCAGAGAUGUCAUGUGUGAGGCCGUCAUCCAUCAUCCCAAUCAGCCUGAUCCUGGUCCAGGAACCAAGGAGACCAAGAUGACCUUCAGUCUCCCAGAGGAGUACAGGAAUGUUUUCGUCACAUAUUCGGUGGACAUCGCUGCAGAGAUGACUCCCUUCACCAAGUUUCUGACCAGUCACGGCUUCAAACCAGCAAUCGAUAUAUUUGACAGUCCCAUCAGACGAAUGGGCAUCACCAGAUGGAUGGACAGAUUUUUGAAUGACAAAUCAGUCCUCAUCAUUGUGGCCAUCAGUCCCAAGUACAAAGAGGUUGUGGAGGGGGAUGGUAAUGAUGAGCACGGGAUGCACACUAAAUACAUCCACAACCAGAUCCAACAUGAGUUCAUCCAAGAAGGCUGCCUGAACUUCCGGUUUAUUCCGGUGUUGUUUCCCAACACGCCCAAGGAACAUGUCCCCCGCUGGCUCCAAAACACGAGGAUCUACAAAUGGCCCCAAGACACCCAGGACCUGCUGCUGCGUCUGCUGAGGAAGGAGCGCUACAUCAUCCCCCACACCGAGACACCCCUCACCAUCAAAGUCAUCCCGCUCUGAGGACGUCUCCUUUACUGCUUGUCCAUAUUCUGCUUAUGAGGGAAGCUGGAGCCUAUCCCAGCCCUCUUCAGGUGAGAGGCAGGCUGAACUAGUCACCACUCGUCUUAUUUCUUGACUUUAUUCCAAGGAGGUGCACAUUUCCAAAAGUGACCUAAAACAAGGAACAAUGGUGUGUUUGUGCCACUCAAUGAAAAGUUGUACUGACAACUAUGAAAAGAUCUGAAAGAAGAGGAGUAAAGUAUGAAAUAGUGAUAAAUGUUUAGUCAUAAUGAUUGUUUCUUAGUGUUGCUCUAUUAAAAAGGGAAGACAAAAAUGAGGGCGAAACUUGUCAGGUUCAAACUAUUUAUUAAACAAGACAAGAAGCAAGGAAUCACGCAGAGACAACUAUGAAAAGAUCUGGAAGAAGAGGAGUAAAGUGUGAAAUAGUGAUACAUGUUUAGUCAUGAUGAUUGUUUCUUAGUGUUGCUUUGUUAAAAAGGAGGGCGAAACUUGUCAGAUUCAAACUAUUAAACAAGACAAGAAGCAAGGAAUCACGCAGAGACAACUAUGAAAAGAUCUGGAAGAAGAGGAGUAAAGUGUGAAAUAGUGAUACAUGUUUAGUCAUAAUGAUUGUUUCUUAGUGUUGCUCUAUUAAAAAGGGAAGAAAAAAAGGAGGGCAAAACUUGUCAGGUUCAAACUAUUUAUUAAACAAGACAAGAAGCAAGGAAUCACGCAGAGACAACUAUGAAAAGAUCUGAAAGAAGAGGAGUAAUGUAUGAAAUAGUGAUAAAUGUUUAGUCAUAAUGAUUGUUUCUUAGUGUUGCUCUAUUAAAAAGGGAAGACAAAAAUGACGGCGAAACUUGUCAGGUUCAAACUAUUUAUUAAACAAGACAAGAAGCAAGGAAUCACACAGAGACAACUAUGAAAAGAUCUGAAAGAAGAGGAGUAAAGUGUGAAAUAGUGAUACAUGUUUAGUCAUAAUGAUUGUUUCUUAGUGUUGCUCUAUUAAAAAGGGAAGACAAAAAUGAGGGCGAAACUUGUCAGGUUCAAACUAUUUAUUAAACAAGACAAGAAGCAAGGAAUCACGCAGAGACAACUAUGAAAAGAUCUGAAAGAAGAGGAGUAAAGUAUGAAAUAGUGAUAAAUGUUUAGUCAUGAUGAUUGUUUCUUAGUGUUGCUUUGUUAAAAAGGGAACAAAAAGAGGGCAAAACUUGUCAGGUUCAAACUAUUAAACAAGACAAGAAGCAAGGAAUCACGCAGAGACAACUAUGAAAAUAUCUGAAAGAAGAGGAGUAAUGUAUGAAAUAGUGAUAAAUGUUUAGUCAUGAUUGUUUCUUAGUGUUGCUCUAUUAAAAAGGGAAGACAAAAAUGACGGCGAAACUUGUCAGGUUCAAACUAUUUAUUAAACAAGACAAGAAGCAAGGAAUCACGCAGAGACAACUAUGAAAAUAUCUGAAAGAAGAGGAGUAAAGUGUGAAAUAGUGAUACAUGUUUAGUCAUAAUGAUUGUUUCUUAGUGUUGCUUUGUUAAAAAGGGAACAAAAAAAGGAGGGCAAAACUUGUCAGGUUCAAACUAUUAAACAAGACAAGAAGCAAGGAAUCACGCAGAGACAACUAUGAAAAUAUCUGAAAGAAGAGGAGUAAUGUAUGAAAUAGUGAUAAAUGUUUAGUCAUAAUGAUUGUUUCUUAGUGUUGCUCUAUUAAAAAGGGAAGAAAAAAAUGAGGGCAAAACCUUUCAGGUUCAAACUAUCUAUUAAACAAGACAAGAAGCAAGGAAUCACGCAGAGACAACUAUGAAAAUAUCUGAAAGAAGAGGAGUAAUGUAUGAAAUAGUGAUAAAUGUUUAGUCAUAAUGAUUGUUUCUUAGUGUUGCUCUAUUAAAAAGGGAAGACAAAAAUGAGGGCGAAACUUGUCAAGUUCCAACUAUUUAUUAAACAAGACAAGAAGCAAGGAAUCACGCAGAGACAACUAUGAAAAGAUCUGGAAGAAGAGGAGUAAAGUAUGAAAUAGUGAUAAAUGUUUAGUCAUAAUGAUUGUUUCUUAGUGUUGCUCUAUUAAAAAGGGAAGAAAAAAAU